AGAAAAUUCUAUUCUAUUCUAUUCUAUUCUAUUCUAUUCUAUACCGUACUGUACCAAUAGAGGGCGAAACUUUAACACACAGAAAUCUGUGCCAUUAGUUUCUGGUUGACGCGAACUGAGAACCCCGAGGAAGUAAACCGGACUUCACUGUGACAGCUGAUUUUCCCCUAAGACACGGUUUGGACCUCAACUUUGCUUGGAUCAGAUCCUUAGUCCAUUGCCUCUGUCAUGAAAGUCUUACAUCAACACCUAAUGUAUUUCUAAAGAGUGUUGUGGGAUUAGAUCCUAAUACUCCUUGGAUAUCUAACGGAAAUGAUUGAUCUUUUCUUGAGAUAGACUUAACAAAAACAAAAACAAAGUCCAUACGUUUAAGGGCUUCUCAGCACUAUGAACCGAAUACAUCUGUUCAUGUAGACAGCUGGUCUCUUUUUAUUUAUCCAGUUUAUAUCAUUUCCACUUAGUUUUGGUUUAUUUCUCUUUAUGCCAUGGAGGUUACACCAACUGAUUCCAACUCUUCCAUUCCUCCACCUUUCCCAAUAAGGCCAGCUAUGGCUCCAUCUGUACAGCUUGGAGUCACCAUACUUUACACUUGCUUGUAUGGAGCUCUGUUCUGGAUCGUAUACAUCCAGCUCUGGUUAUUGUUAUUAUAUCGCCAUAAGAGAUGGAGCUACCAGAGUGUUUUUCUAUUCCUCUGCCUGUUUUGGGCAGCCCUUCGAACUACUUUGUUUUCAUUUUACUUUGGUGAUGCUGUUGCUGCCAACCACUUGCCAACUCCGAUAUAUUGGCUCCUCUACUGUUGCCCAGUGUGCCUCCAGUUCUUUACUCUGAGCCUCAUCAAUCUCUAUUUUACACAGGUCUUGCUCAAAGUUAGAGACCUGUUUAGUAUCGAACCCAGAAGAGGAUUGCUUUUGGCCCGCUGUGCAUAUGCAGCCAUGAGUGUGGUCUUCUUAUGUGUCAAUGUGGUAUGUGCCAGCCUCGGGGAGCGAGGGGAUAGAGGUUGGGCCAGGAACAAAACAUGGACAUUGGUUCUAGUUCGCGUCUUGGUAAAUGACCUUCUUUUCAUAAUCGAGGCUGUGUGCCUGGCCACUUCGCUGCUUAUCCUGACCCGAUUCUCUCCCACUACCAGCCCUUAUUUAAACAGUAAGGGUACAAGCCUUUGGAGGACAGCUGUGCUUGGAGCAGGUGUGAUCCUUCUCUUCUCAAGCAGAGCAUGCUAUAACCUUACUGUACUCAUCUUGUCACAGAAUUACAAGGUGGAGUCCUUUGGCUUUGACUGGUACAACAUCUCAGAUCAGGCUGAUCUUCGUAAUGAUCUUGGAGACAUGGGCUACAUUAUUUUCGGAGCCAUUCUUUUCAUAUGGGAGCUCCUGCCCACAAGCAUGCUCAUUCUCAUCUUCAGAGUGCCACGUCCUCCUAAAGAAAUGAACUGUAGUCCUGUUAUCAACACAAGGGCCUCACGCUCAUAUUUCUUUGAUGAUCCACGAGGGAUAGAUGGCGAUGCAAAUGCUUGGUCACACGGCAUACGGCCUAACAGCAGCUGGUUUGGCUCCAGUGAGACGACUCCGCUGUUGUUCAACAGAGCAGAUCAGACAAACCAGCAUCACUCUCUCUACUCCACCCCACAAACCUGAGUGCUCAACAGAAGGGGUUUUGGGAUUUGAGAUUGAAUAUUCUCAGGCAAUAAUGCAUCAUUACCUCUGCCUAUGAAGUCUCCUAGGUGAUAUUUGCACUGAAACCUGGUGUACACGCUUGCACAUUCCAUUUUCAUGCUUGUAAUUUAAUAACUAUAGCAGCAUUUUAAGGAGCCUCUCUCCUGUUUACAUAAAUAAGGACCACUAAAGGGCUUUUUUUUUUUGUUUUGUUUAAGAAAUGAAGAGAAACCAUAUUAGAAAUGUUGACUGGAGUGCUUAAUGUGCAAGUGUUUUUUCAGACUUAUUUUAAAUGCUUUUAAUAUGAACAAUUUUAAGUGUUUAUUUUUUUUCCUGUACUUUAAUUUAAUUGCAUUAUAACAUGAGAUUCCUAAUGAAGAUAUGUUAUGACUAAUUAUUUUUACAUAAUUUUCUUUUGUGGAAUUUAAAAAACGACAACUGUGAGUUUAUUGAGUGAUUUAUUCUGCAUUAUUUACAGAUCUUCCUAUUAAAAUACUUUAUACAGUA
Molecule: messenger RNA, 2156 nt
Organism: Tachysurus vachellii
Lineage: Eukaryota; Metazoa; Chordata; Actinopteri; Siluriformes; Bagridae
Gene: gpr137
Product: G protein-coupled receptor 137
Exons: 8
Coding region: 486-1631 (381 amino acids)
Biological process (GO): positive regulation of TORC1 signaling
Cellular component (GO): lysosomal membrane
Source: RefSeq, a predicted model, not a curated record